AUGAAAGAUCGGCCCAAUGAGCCAAAGAAUGAGAAACAGGAUGAUUUGGCUGUCGCUAUGAGGAUCCGCCGUUGCUCUAUGUUCUGUCUACUACUAUUACUCCUACCGUGCGCGGAGGAUGCUGAAGUCUUUGCUGGCACUACUGUUGCCGGUAACUACAACCGAUAG
This is a messenger RNA of Loa loa (African eye worm), 168 nucleotides long. RefSeq lists its product as hypothetical. The record is from RefSeq and is a predicted model, not a curated record. The transcript has 2 exons. The coding region runs from base 1 to 168 and encodes 55 amino acids. NCBI's taxonomy places the organism in Eukaryota, Metazoa, Nematoda, Chromadorea, Rhabditida, Onchocercidae.